Danio rerio (zebrafish) is the source of this 4177-nucleotide messenger RNA. RefSeq names its product transducin beta like 1 X-linked (gene tbl1x). Gene Ontology annotation, cellular component: nucleus. Gene Ontology annotation, biological process: negative regulation of DNA-templated transcription. Gene Ontology annotation, molecular function: transcription corepressor activity. The record is from RefSeq and is marked validated. NCBI's taxonomy places the organism in Eukaryota, Metazoa, Chordata, Actinopteri, Cypriniformes, Danionidae.
AUUCUCAUAUAAACACAGGAAACUUGUGUAAAAAUACAUAUAAUUCACAUUUAAUCGUGAUUUGACGCACACGGGAGCGCGCUUAUUUCUACACAUCGACGUUUUAACGGACCGGCGCCGGUAACGAAGACUGAAGAUGGGUUUAAAGUCGCAGUUUUCACACUGAAGUUGGUGGAUAUUGCCAAGUGGAAGUGAAAGAGCGUGAAUUUCGAGGGGGGCGAUCGUGAGCUCCAGCGCCGCUCGUCCUCCGAGGUGAGCUAAGAUGAGCAUUACCAGUGAUGAAGUCAACUUUCUGGUCUACAGGUAUCUGCAGGAGUCAGGUUUCUCUCACUCUGCGUUCACAUUCGGCAUUGAGAGUCACAUCAGUCAGUCUAAUAUAAACGGGACUCUGGUGCCCCCUGCUGCACUCGUCUCUGUACUGCAGAAAGGCCUUCAGUAUGUGGAGGCUGAGAUCAGCAUUAAUGAGGAUGGCACAGUGUUCGACGGCCGGCCGAUCGAGUCUCUGUCUCUCAUUGAUGCAGUGAUGCCGGAUGUGGUUCACAGCAGACAGCAGGCCUUCAGGGAUAAACUCUCCCAGCAUCAGCAUCAGGGCUCCAGCUCCAGCAAUAGCAGCGUCGCUCCAUCACUCACUAACAGUAAUGGAGAAACACCAGUCAACGGAGACCAGAACGGCACACACACACACAAUGAUGAUGAUAUGGAGAUGGAGGUGGAGGGAGAGGCUCAGAUUCCCCCCAGUAAAGCCACCGUUCUGCGGGGUCAUGAGUCUGAGGUGUUCAUCUGCGCCUGGAACCCUGUCUGUGACCUGCUGGCCUCAGGCUCUGGCGACUCCACGGCGCGCAUAUGGAACCUGAUUGAAAACAGCUCCACUCAGCUGGUGCUCCGGCACUGCAUCCGAGAGGGAGGACAGGAUGUGCCCAGCAACAAAGAUGUCACAUCUUUAGACUGGAACAGUGAAGGCACUCUUUUAGCUACUGGAUCUUAUGAUGGAUUUGCAAGAAUCUGGACAAAAGAUGGUAAUCUCAGCAGCACACUGGGUCAACACAAAGGACCCAUAUUUGCACUGAAGUGGAACAAGAAAGGCAACAGUAUCCUGAGCGCCGGAGUCGAUAAGACGACAAUCAUUUGGGACGCGCAUACAGGUGAAGCCAAGCAGCAGUUCCCAUUUCAUUCUGCUCCAGCGCUGGACGUGGACUGGCAGAAUAACAGCACAUUUGCCUCCUGCAGUACUGACAUGUGCAUUCAUGUGUGUCGACUAGGAAGUGAACGUCCACUUAAAACCUUCCAAGGGCACACGAAUGAAGUGAACGCCAUUAAAUGGGACCCGUCGGGGAUGCUGCUCGCUUCCUGUUCAGAUGACAUGACUUUAAAGAUCUGGAGUAUGAAGCAGGAUUCAUGUGUUCACGAUCUUCAAGCACACAGUAAAGAGAUCUACACCAUCAAAUGGAGCCCCACGGGCAUCGGCAGCAACAACCCCAAUGCUAACAUCCUGCUAGCCAGUGCAUCCUUCGACUCGACGGUGCGAUUAUGGGAUGUGGACCGUGGCGUCUGCACACACACACUCACCCGACAUCAGGAGCCAGUCUACAGCGUGGCCUUUAGUCCUGACGGAAAGUUCUUGGCCAGCGGAUCCUUCGACAAGUGUGUUCACAUCUGGGACACGAUGAGCGGAUCAUUGGUAAACAGCUACAGAGGAACUGGAGGAAUAUUCGAGGUUUGCUGGAACAGUGUUGGUGAUAAAGUCGGAGCGAGUGCGUCUGAUGGAUCGGUCUGUGUUCUUGAUUUACGGAAGUAAACGAUCGGAGAAUCUCGAACGUGGGAUUGUGCAGCUAAAGCCUUUAGUGCUGAAAGAAACACAAACCGAACGCUGAACAGCGAACUGGAGGAAAUCGAGCGUCCGAUGUUUACCCAUGCGGUAAGAAAACAAAUAUUUGGACGCCCAGGAACUCCUUCAGAGUUUUAUUACAAGCUGAUUUUCCAGACCAGGAGCAGCGGGAACAUGUUUUCCAGCGUUAUGGAGGUGAAUGUAGAGCCUGCGGGGAGGAGAUUUUAUUAAUAUGAAUAACUCUCAGAUUUUAAAUGCAGUUGGAGGCUAAUUUGUUCACCCUCCUGUGAAAUCUUAAUUUAUUUUUGGAUAGUUUCGCCAAGUGCCAAUUUAAAUGAACAAAAUUAUACUUUUUUUUUUAUUAACAGAUUAUUUUUUACUGAAAAUAUAAAGUAUUAGCAUAAAUAAAAUGUAUUUAAGAUAUUAUUCUUUUUCUACUUCUUGUUAUUAUUAAUAUUAAUGAUAGUAAUGAUAAUAACAAUUAUUAUUUUUCUUUUUAAUAAUAAUAAUAAUAACAAUAAAAAUUAUUAUUAUUAUUAUUAUUAAUUUUGGUAGUAUUAGCAUAUAAUACUAAUUUUAAUAGUACAUAAUGCUGAAAAUAAUUAGUAAUAUAGUUAUCAAAUAUAAAAUCUAGUAUGUAAUUAAACACAAAUAGUAAUAAUAUUGACCUUUACAGUUUUUGCUUUUUCAUUGUAUUAUUAUAAAAACCAAAUGUGAUUAUAAAAAUCAAAACUAGAAAUGAUUGUUUACUAAAAUAAAUAAAUGUCCAAAAAUAAAAGCUGGAAACUAAUUUAAACAAGACCCAAAACUUUAAUAAAUUACUAAAGGUUAAACUAAAAUCUUAAAGUAAAAACAUAAAUAAAAUGUUUUAGAUAAUAAUACUAACUGUAAUAGUACAUAAUAUAGAAAAUAAUUAGUAUUAUAUUAAUUAAAUAUAAUAUAUAAACACAAUAAAAAGCUUAAUAUUAUUAUAAAAACAAAACUAGAUAUGAUUGUUUACUAAAAUAACACGUCAAGCUACAUUAAAACUGAAAACUAAUUUAAGCAAGACCCAAAACUUGGAUAAAUUAUUAAUUGUUAAACUAAAAUUAAACAUCUCACUGAAAAUAUGAACUAAAAACAAAUGUUUUAAAUAAUAAUAAUAAUUGUUAUAGUACACACUAAGGUAAGUAAUUAGUAUUAUAUUAAUUAAAUAUAAUAUAUAAGCACAAUUAUUACACAAUUACACAACUUAAUAUUAUUAUAAAAACAAAAUUAGAUAUGAUUGUUUACUAAAAUAACACGUUAAGCUACAUUAAAACUGAAAACUAAUUCAAACAAAACCCAAAACUGUGGCAAAUUAUCAAAUGUUAAACUAAAAUCUCAUUGAAAUAUGUAGUAAAAACAUGAAUAAAAUGUUUAAAAUAAUAAUAAUAAUUGUAAUAGCAUAUAAUAUGGUAAGUAUUUAUCAUUAUAUUAAUUAAAUAUAAUAUAUAAACACAAUAAAAUGCAAUUUUAUUAUAAAAGCGAAACUAGAUAUGAUCGUGUACUAAAAUCAUGUCAAGCUACAUUAAAAUGGAAAACUUAUUUAAGCAAGAUGCAAAACCUUAUAUAAAUGAUUAUAAAUUAAAAUGAAUUAUGAUAAAUUAUUUAAUGUUAAGCUAAAAUUAAACUUUUUAUUUUAAACCUUUUAUUUAUUAUAGUUAUUACAACAACAACAACAAUAAUAAUAAAAUAAGUAAUAAGACAUAAUUAAAACAAUUAAACGCAAUAAAAAAACAAAAUAUUAUUAUAAAAAACAAAACUAGAUUUGUUUACUAAAAUAAAAGCUACAUUUAAAACUGAAAACUAAUCAAAACUUAAAUAAAUAAAUAUUACACCUAAAAUAUCCAAUAAAAGCACAUAUAUCCAUCUAUUUAUGCUUUAACACUUUUUUUGUGCAUCAGCCAAACUAAAAUAAAAUUAUUAUUGAGGUAAAUACUGUGAAAAAUGUUCUCGCUUUGUUAAACGGCACUUGAAAAAUGUUAACAUCUGAAACAGAAUUAAAAUUGACAGGAGGGUGAAUAAUGCUGUGUUGAUCUGUAUAUAGCUGGCGGUAUGUGUGAUCUCCUCACUGGAUGUACAUUUAAUGACUGUAAAGAUGUAAAUGAGACUGAAAAUACACAUUUUAUAAACUGUGUAUAUAUGUUUAUAAGCCAAUCAUUUUUUUCUGGAAAUCUUUCAUACUUUUAUGUCGUUAUUUUUGAUUUUGUGCGCACUGUGCCUGCUGGAUUGGCAGCAAAUGUGAUUUGCGUGGUGUGGAGAUCAGAUUCUGUGUCAGAAUCAGCUGUGAUGGGAUGAAAAAGAGGAAUAAACUGAUCUCUUACAUGCAAA